CCUGCCUGAAGGUCAGCUUCAGUGUAUUUGGCCAGAGACAAGCAGCUGAGCUUGUAACUUUCUCACGCGCGACCUAGCCCUUCUAGACCAGCCGUUCUCUCAGCCAUGGCUCUUGCAGCAGCGGGGUCCGUCGCAGUCGCUCAAAUGCUGUCCAGCAGCGGCCUCAGGCCACAGCCCUUGUCUCUGGGCCAGCAGCAGCAGCAGCUGCUCUUCUCCCCUCAAAUCGCCACCAGCACGUCUUUUAGCGCCUCUCCCAGUGGCAGCCGCGUCGUUGCCGUGCGCGCGAAAGCCGGCUUCGGCACACAAUUCUUCAAGAAGCGCGCCGAGGAGGAGGAGGAGGAGGAGGAGGCCAACGACGGAACGCAGGUCUUUAAGAACUUCUUCUCCCCCCGAGUCGUGCAAGAAGACGACGAGGACGAAGAUGCCUCCCCGCAACAGACGCGCAAGUUCGCGGUUCCUGAGGAGAUCCCCGCCGCGCCGCAGGGCAUCUUCGGGCUCGUGAAGUUGCCGUUCGCCGCGCUGAUGCGCGGGCGGCCCGCGGACCGCAAGACGGUGUUCGUGGCAGGCGCGACGGGGCUGACGGGCGCGCGCGUGGUGGUGGAGCUGCUGGCGGCGGGCCUCAGCGUGCGCGCGGGCGUGGAGGACCUCAGCGACGCGCAGCAGCUCGCGGAGCUCGCGGCCAAGUACAAGGUGAUCACGGGCGAGGAGGCCAAGCGCCUCAACUUCGUCGAGUACUCGGCCUCCGACUCGGAGUUCACCGCCAAGUCCAUCGCUAACGCGGGCACCGUUGUAGUCACACUCGGCGCCGGCGAAAACGGCCCCAGCGGCAGCCUCGAGGUCGAGGAGGCGCUCUCCCUGGCGCGCGCCGCCAUCCUCGCGAACGCGCCGUCCUUCGUCCUCGUCUCCGACUUCGCCGCCGCACCCGCCGGCGUCGCGGUCAAGGGCAAGAAGGCCGGCGGCGGCGGCGGAGGCGGCGGGCUGAUCGCGACGAUCCUAGCGUUUUUCCGGUCGCUGGCGGGGCGGAAGGGCGAGUCUGCGUCGUACAGCGCCGUACUGUCGGAGCUGGUCGAGGCGGAGUCGCUGGAGUACACCGUGCUGCGCGUGGGGAGCUUCGAGGCGGACUCUAGCGCGUACAGGACGAACGUGGUGGUGGGGGAGGAAGGCAGCAUCUCCGUGGGAUCGGUGUCGCGAGUGCAGGUGGCGCAGGUGAUCGCCGCCAUCGCCGCCAACCCCGGACUCGCCGCCAACAAGGUGGUGGACUUGGUCGCAUCUGCAGGUGCUGAAGCUGCUGAUGUUGCUGAGCUGCUCGCUGAGAUUCCUGAGGAUCCGCGCCGGGCAGUGAAGAAGGAAGCGGCGGAGCGCGCGCAGGCGGAGGAGCAGCAGAAGCAGCUGCGCCUGAUGGCGGCGGCAGAGGCGGAGGCUGCCGUGGAGGAGGCCAGGCGCGCUGCUGAGAACGCUGCUGCUCUUGAGGCCCAGGCCAAGGCCCUGGCAGCUGAGGAGGCCCGUGCGGCAGCAGCAGCAGCCAAGGCAGCAGCGCGUGCCGAAGCUGCCUCUACCACCGUCGCAGGCAUCGAAACCAACCUCAAGCAAGCCGGUGCCUCCAUCCCUCCCCCGUCCUCCAAACCCGCUCCUGCUGCCGCUGCCGCUGCUGCCAUCCCCACCCCCUCCAUCCCCUCCUUCGCUGAUUUCACCAAGAAAAUCCCCACCCCGGAUAUAGCUGCUGCUGCCAGCUCUUUUGCUUCAGCUGCUUCUGCUGCUGCAUCCAAGGCCACCAGUGGAGGAACGGAGAAGGCUGUAGCUGCGGCGGCUGACGCCCCCAAGCAGAGGCGGCCGCUGAGACAGAGGCAAUCUAAGGCCCCUGCUGCUGCCGCUCCUGCUGCUCCUGCUGCUCCCAAGCAGCAGGCAGAGAAGCGCAAGGUGCUGGGCGGAUUUUUGGUGCAGGAGACGGUGUAUGCGGAUGAGGGCGCUGGGGACUUUUGAGCUAAGUGCGUCUUAGUAUGAGUGGGCUUAGCUCUCUAAGGCUUGGAAGCUGCUGCUGCUGCUGGUGGAGGAUAUAAGUUAUGACGGGCCCUAGGCCGGUGUGAGGUGGACUUUGGUGGUUGGCUGGGAGCUUUAUCGUAUCCCCCCGCCUUUCCCUUCGUGCAAGGGGAAGGGGGGCAGUAAGCAUGGAACACCUUAUAACCUCGAGGGCAGAAAGAGCAGAGUAGAAGGUAAAUACAAAGCUGGUUUAGGGUGUAACUUGUAACCAGUCAAGCAGCCUACUUCUGAGCGUUUUCACAUUGAACGGGCUCAUUACCAUUACUGGUACCACUCUCC
Closterium sp. NIES-67 is the source of this 2316-nucleotide messenger RNA. The record is from the annotation of a GenBank genome assembly. NCBI's taxonomy places the organism in Eukaryota, Viridiplantae, Streptophyta, Zygnematophyceae, Desmidiales, Closteriaceae.